Molecule: messenger RNA, 1531 nt
Organism: Sinocyclocheilus grahami
Lineage: Eukaryota; Metazoa; Chordata; Actinopteri; Cypriniformes; Cyprinidae
Product: gastrula zinc finger protein XlCGF26.1-like
Exons: 3
Coding region: 125-1504 (459 amino acids)
Biological process (GO): regulation of transcription by RNA polymerase II
Cellular component (GO): nucleus
Molecular function (GO): DNA-binding transcription activator activity, RNA polymerase II-specific; RNA polymerase II cis-regulatory region sequence-specific DNA binding
Source: RefSeq, a predicted model, not a curated record
AACUAGGGAGCUGAUUGAGACACAACCAGAGGUUUAGUUUGCAUUCAUAUUUCUUUCUGUUAAUUAUUCUCAUCUUAAACGCACAGAUAAACUCAACUGAGUUCCAUGAGACACUAUUAUAAAGAUGGCGUUUAUUAAAGAGGAGAGUGAAGACAUAAGGAUUGAAGAAAUAUUCAGUCUGAAACCUGAAGAUGCUGAGGAACAAACAAAGAUGGACAUAAGCCCACUGAAAGAGGAGAGUCAAGAACUGCAUGAAACGAAAGACAAAGAUCAAAAUGAGAAACAUCAUGAUUUCAAAACUGAAGACGUAUCAAUUAGAUACUCGCAGACUGAAAAGACUUCCUCACCAAAAAAAGCUGAAAAAACACAAAACCUUAAUUCACAAAUGAGAAUUCAUACUGGAGAGAGCUCUUUCACCUGCCAACAGUGUGGGAAGAGUUUCUCACGGAAAAGGACCCUUGAUGUCCACAUGAUCAUUCACACGGGAGAGAAACCUUUCACCUGCCAACAGUGUGGGAAGAGUUUCUCACGGAAAAGGACCCUUGAUGUCCACAUGAUCAUUCACACGGGAGAGAAACCUUUCACCUGCCAACAGUGUGGGAAGAGUUUCUCACGGAAAAGGACCCUUGAUGUCCACAUGAUCAUUCACACUGGAGAGAAACCUUUCACCUGCAAACUGUGUGGGAAGAGUUUCACGUAUAAAGUAAACCUUAAGACUCACUUAAGAAGUCACACUGGAGAGAAUUCAUUUGUAUGUGAUCAGUGUGGAAAGAGUUUCAAACAUAGUGCAAAUCUUAAUAACCACAUGAGAAUUCAUUCUGGAGAGAAACCUUACAUCUGCAAACAGUGUGGGAAGAGUUUCACACAAAAUGAAGGUCUUAACAAUCACAUGAUGAUUCACUCUGAAAAGAAGCCGUUAAUAUGCCCUCAGUGUGGAAAGAGUUUUACACGGAAACAAAACCUUGAUGUCCACAUGAUCAUUCACACUGGAGAGAAGCCUUUCACCUGCAAAAUGUGUGGGAAGACUUUCACGUAUAAAGGAAACCUUAAGACUCACAUAAGAAGUCACACUGGAGAGAAUCCAUUCACAUGCCGUCAGUGUGGAAAGAGAUUCAGACAUAGUGUAAACCUUAAUAAUCACAUGAAGAUUCACUCAAGAGAGAAGAGUUUUAAAUGUCAUCAGUGCGAAAGGAGUUUCACAGACACGAAUCACCUUCAGGAUCAUGUUAAAAUUCACAUCGGAGAAAAGCCUCUCAUGUGCCAUCACUGUGGAAAGAGUUGCUCAAGAGAAGAUGGCCUCAAGGUUCACUUGAGAAUUCACACUGGAGAGAAACCUUUCACCUGUGAACAGUGUGGAAUGAGUUUCAGGGUUAAAGAAUACCUUCAGAUUCACAAGAGGAUUCACACUGGAGAGAAACCUUACAAGUGUCCUCAGUGUGAGAAGAGUUUCACAUUUCAAAGCAGCAUGAAACGUCAUUUGAAAACUCAUUCUGGGAAGAAAUAGCCGUUUUCUUCAGUGUGGCGAGGUUUA